Messenger RNA from Hippoglossus stenolepis (Pacific halibut), 4016 nucleotides. RefSeq names its product calcium/calmodulin-dependent protein kinase Ia (gene camk1a). Gene Ontology annotation, biological process: peptidyl-serine phosphorylation. The transcript has 12 exons. Bases 283 to 1473 code for a protein of 396 amino acids. The record is from RefSeq and is a predicted model, not a curated record. Gene Ontology annotation, cellular component: intracellular anatomical structure. Gene Ontology annotation, molecular function: calmodulin binding; ATP binding; calcium/calmodulin-dependent protein kinase activity. Lineage: Eukaryota; Metazoa; Chordata; Actinopteri; Pleuronectiformes; Pleuronectidae.
UCACUGACAGAGGGGAAACAGGCAGAUGUACAGAGGAGCCGUGCACAUGUAACAGCUCGAGCAUCAUGAGGUGAAUCUCAGAUCACGUUGUGCAGAGAGAACACAGGGUGAUUUUAUGCUGCACUACGUCCACAGACGACUGGUUUCUCUUGACGUCAGGAGAAAGUCUGAGCGCUGCGCACAAGCUCAGCAUCCACAUCGCUCCCACAGGGAAGGAGACGCGCAUCGCAGCUGCAGAUCGCCAUUUAGCUGUAGUGUGGCGAAUCCGAUCAGCGUUGUAGGAUGCCUCUUGGAGAGGAUGGAAAUGGAUGGAAGAAGAAGACAUCAGACAUCAAAGAACACUAUGACUUCAAAGAAGUACUGGGAACCGGAGCUUUCUCCGAGGUGGUUCUAGCAGAGGAGAAGAGGACCCAGCGGCUGGUGGCCAUCAAGUGCAUCCCCAAGAAAGCACUGGAGGGCAAAGAGAACAACAUCGAGAAUGAGAUCGCAGUACUACACAGAAUCAAGCACCCCAACAUCGUGACGCUGGAGGACAUCUUUGAAAGUACAUCUCACCUAUAUCUUGUCAUGCAGCUGGUCUCCGGAGGCGAGCUGUUCGACAGGAUCGUGGAGAAAGGGUUCUACACUGAGAGAGAUGCCAGCCAGCUCAUCCACCAGAUCUUAGAUGCCGUCAAAUAUCUCCAUGAUAUGGGAAUCGUCCACAGAGACUUGAAGCCAGAGAACCUGCUCUAUUACAGCAUGGACGAGGACUCCAAGAUUAUGAUCAGCGACUUCGGCCUGUCAAAGAUCGAGGGAGCGGGCAGCGUCAUGUCCACAGCCUGCGGCACUCCUGGAUAUGUGGCUCCAGAGGUGCUCGCUCAGAAGCCGUACAGCAAAGCAGUGGAUUGCUGGUCCAUAGGAGUUAUUUCUUACAUCCUAUUAUGUGGAUAUCCUCCGUUUUACGAUGAAAAUGACGCAAAGCUAUUUGAGCAGAUUCUGAAAGCAGAGUAUGAGUUUGAUUCUCCGUACUGGGACGACAUCUCAGAUUCAGCCAAAGACUUCAUCUGUCACUUGAUGGAGAAGGACUCUUUGAAGAGAUAUACAUGCGACCAGGCGCUCCAACAUCCAUGGAUCUGUGGAGACACAGCUCUGGACAAGAAUAUCCACGAAUCUGUCAGCGCUCAGAUCAAGAAGAACUUUGCUAAGAGCAAAUGGAAGCAAGCGUUCAAUGCCACAGCGGUGGUGCGCCACAUGCGGAAGUUGCAGCUGGGCACAAGUCUUGAGGGGCCCAGUCAGAUUACUCCCACCAGUCCCUGCCAUGGACAUCUGCUCCCAGAGGAAGAGGAGGAGGAGGAGGAGGAGGAUUUGGGGAAUGGAGAAGAGGAGAGCUUGUCCCACUACGAGGACGGCCGUCGUGGAAGCAACGAGGGCAGCACAGAUCGGGACAGCCUGAGGAGCUGCACCUACUGCUGCAGGCCAGCCAGUCGCGUUUGAGCACAACCUCAUCGUCGCGCUGACAUCGUAAUCCCCGGAGCGCCCAGAGCCCGCCCGCCCAGUCUGGCCAGGAAUGCAGAGUAGUUAUCAGGCUGUGUCCGAACCCGAGUACGGCCACAGCGAGCAGGUCUCUGUUAUGAUGAGAAGAAACGCACUGUAAGUCUUUGUCCAAAAAACAAACACGUCCUGACUCAAGAUACACCCAUGUUAAAAUACUGAUGUUGAAAAGUUCGCAAGGCUUCUGCAAAUGGACAGAGUUAGAUUUAAAAAAAAAAAGGGCCUGUCUGCAUGAUCCUAAAAUAACCCCCCCCCUUCCAUAGCAACCUAACAUGUAGUUGUCCUUUGUGCAGCCAGAGCAGACAGUGGUCACUCGGGCAACGUGCACAUCACAACAAGUCGCUCUGGAUGUUACCUUCAGGAAGCAUCAAAACCUCUGGAGUCUUAAUCAAAGAUGAGGCAGUGGCCCAAAGGCAGUCAUCUCCAUUAUUUCUGUCCUGGCAUUAUCUGUCACAUCUACCUCCGAUCACAAUUACUGCACAUCUGCAUCCAUCCGGCCCACACCCACCCACCCACCCACCCACCCACACACACACACACACACACACACACACACACACACACACACACACACACACACCAUGUCACACUACUGUCAGCUCUCCAAAUAUCUGGCCAGACAGGGCUCAAAGAAGAGGGGAACACUUUAAAAAAGGGAAAGAGUGCUGAAAGCUACUCCUGCAUGUCUUUAUUCACUUUACCCGUCAAUGUGACUCAGUCCAGCCACUCACCCAGUCCAGCUGUUCAGUAAAAUAGGUCUCACGGCAUGUCGUCACUGCCACUUCUACCUGCCCAUUACUUCUUUUUGAUCGCUUUUCUUUUUCUCAUAUCGUCAUGAUUAAGUGUUUCAGUAUUUGCUCCCUUUGUUUUAAACCCGUUUUGGAAAAGGAGAUACUGGAAGGUUGGGGAGGUAAACGUGCGUCUCAGUGGUGUGGACUCUAUAUUCUGGCUCAGACUGGGUUUGUGAAGACUGACCUGGAGUGUGUGCAUGCUUCUGUCGGGGUGGGGGGGGAACUUCCAAAAGGAGACUUUUUUUUGUUUUGUUUUAUGGCUGUUUCGUUACCAGAGGCUCAAACUGAGAUCCCUGUUGGUUGGUGAAAAGACGAGAAUCUAACCUUCCUCUCCGGACAAAGGAGAGUAACUGUGAAGACGCAGAGAAUCCACCGUGCGUGGGGAAGAACACAGAUCAUGUUCACGUCUCGCUCAUCCUCCCUGUUCUGACACUGACGAGUGGGGAACUAUCCAGCCGGCCGUCGGUCUGUGGUUCUGGCUGGGGCCCGUCUCGCGCUGAGUCAGAGGGAUCUCAGUCUGGGAGCUCCGCCUGCUCUGUGCUGUGCACCUCUAGUGGAAGAAGUUUUGGUCUAAUGUUUGCAUGACCUGGUUUAAUAUGUUUACAUGAAUGAUGAUCAAUAAGUAUAAACACACAUGAUUAUUAUUAUUGUUGUAUUGAGAAAAAAAAAAGAUGUAAUACUGUAAUAUUGAGCUAUAUAAUGUGAAGUGAGUAACACCAGAAGUAACGUUGUUGACUAAGUACAACACAGCACAGUGGACUUAUCAUUUGCAUUGACUGUGACGGUCAAGCCUCUACCUGAGUGACAUGUCUCCUGUACUAUGUUCAUUUUUAACUCAGAUAUUUCUUUCUACCUUUUGCCAUUUGCUUUUGUAGUAUCUCUCAAAUCACACAUAUCCUGAUUUAAAACAUGUGCCAGCCACAGUACAAAACAUGAAAAAUACUAAUAAUUAUAAUGAUGGUGCUGGAAACGUCACCUGUCCAUCUGAGUAAAAGGACGACAGUACUAAAGCCAUACAGGGAAGUGGGAAUGUUUUACUGUAGACUCCUCUUCUAAAUAAAUCAGAUGGAGAAAUCUGAAAGAGAUAAAACAUAAAAAAAAGGACGAGACAACAAACUCAAAUUAGUUCAAUCCUUAUAUCAAUCACAUCGUACCAUUAUUGAUUUUACGGUAUGCCAUGACAUAAUACUGUAUUAUUAGAGAACCAGUCCAUGACGUUUUGUUGACGACAUUAAAACCAAUUCCCCCAAAUCGGUCAUUGACACGUGUAGGUCCAUAGUAGAGUAAAAGAGGGAAAUCACGACUGUAAUUGUGGAAAAUAUGCAAACUGUGUGUGAAGGGCUUCAUGUUAACUGUUAGCUAGCCAAUAUUGACGACUUUGAUAACUUGGCUAUGGUUCAUUUGUUUGGUAACGACCUUGUGUUGAAUCUUAGAUGGGAUUUGUUUCCACCUGGCUGUUUUUUUAAUGCUUAUUUUACCCAUAAAAAACACAUCUAAAUGCAUAAAGAAACACAUGUAUAUUAUAUAUAUAAAUAUAAGUAUAUAUUGUAUAUCCUUUUUUGUAAAAGCUGUUUUGAGCUACAAAUGUAUGGAUGCAAUGCAUCAUGGGUUAUUGAACAAGAUGUACGAAAAUACAAUGAUUUGUACCCACGGAGAUAUGAUUGCAGGAAAUGAAAUAAAACUUCCUUGUCUAUG